CUCCGGUGCAGUCAUCUGGUCAAUAGUAGAUGCAACUAUUUUCUUAACAUUUUGUUGAUAAAUUUACUCAUAGCUUCAACUUAGUCUAUUUAGGUUUAUUAUUGAUCUAUUUUUACACGGAUAUGCAGUUGAAUAAUUGUUGUUUUAGUUUAGACAGGAAUUUAGCGGUGGGGAAUGUGGGGGAAAAGAGAUUCUGACCUACAACCUUGAAACUGAUAUUACCAAUAGCAAUUUCUCCAAGACCUGCGAGAGAGGAAAGUGUUUGCCACCUAGCUGCAGAGAGAGGCAUGGAGGACGAGAAGAGAAGAGAAGUGGUUCUUUUGGCGUGUGGAUCCUUUAACCCCAUCACCAACAUGCACCUGAGGAUGUUUGAACUGGCCCGAGAUUUUCUGGAGGACACAGGUCGUUACAAGGUGGUGAAAGGUAUUGUGUCAGCGGUCGGGGAUGGCUAUAAGAAGAAGGGUCUGAUUGAGGCUUUCCAUCGUGUGAAAAUGGCCAGACUGGCAACAGAAGACUCUGAGUGGAUCACAGUCGGAACUUGGGAGAGCUUGCAGCCAGAAUGGGUGGAGACAGCCAAAGUGAUUCGACAUUACUACUCAAAAUUAUCAGCGGUUGAACAAGAUGGUGACGAUGUAGACACUGUCAAGUAUGCCAAAAAGAGACGAAUUGAAGAGAAUAAUGAUGAGAGUGCCUCAAAUAACAACACAAGAGGAGCAACUCAGCUGAUGCUGCUAUGCGGUGCCGAUGUCCUUGAGUCCUUUGGGAUCCCCAACUUGUGGAAGCAAGAGGACAUCGACGAGAUAGUGGGCCGCUUCGGUUUGGUGUGCAUCACGCGCUGUGGCAGCGACCCCCAUAAAUUCAUCCACCGGUCAGACAUGCUGUGGAGACACCGCAAGAACAUUCACGUGGUCCCUGAGUGGGUGUCCAAUGACAUUUCUGCAACGCAUGUGCGGCGGGCUCUGCGCCGUGGUCAUAGUGUCAAAUACCUCCUUCCAGACAGUGUGCUCCGCUACAUCUGUGAGCACCAGCUCUACAGCGCUGAGAGUAUCGGUGCUUGUUUGAGAAUGAUUGCUCUGAAGUUGAAGAUGAGGAAGUUGAUUGAACAGCAGGGCGACCUAUACAUCAUUAAAACAUGCAGCACCUUCAAGAACUACACAUUGUCAUUCAAAGUGGGUCAAGAGUUUGAGGAGUUUACGGAGGGGUUGGACAACAGGCACAUGAAGUCGCUGGUGUGGUGGGAGGGGAACAAGCUGGUGUGUGAACAGACUGGUGAGAAGAAGAACAGGGGGUGGUGUCACUGGAUUGAAGAAGACAAGCUUCACCUGGAGCUGUACUGUGAAGGACAAAUCUGCAAGCAAGUUUUCAAGAAGAAGAUCAAUGAUUAAAGAGAGGAAAAAUUGUUUUUAAAAAAAUGGACAUACAGUAUGAGAAAAAUGAGUUGUGUUAACCAAUGCAUCAAAAAUAUUUAACUCAUGAAGUUGUGGCAAGCAACUAACAGCCCACAGGCAAUAACUGGCCCAUCGCGAAUUAUUGUUAUCAAUGGCAGGCAAUGAGUUAAUAUUACCCCCCAAGCCCCUCAACACACAGAAAAAAAUAUUUAUUACUCAGCUUUAUUUAUAUAUAUUAGAAUAUGAUUAUUACAUUAUUACUUAAUGAAUUAGCUUUAAAGAAGUGUCUAUUAUUGAAAUGUUUUUAUUUAACACUGAUGUCUUAAAUGCAGUAAGACAGCUGCUCCAUUAGCACCUGUUUCACAACACCAUGUAGAGCCAUAGCAGUAAGCAGCCUUCAGUUAAAUGAUGUACUUUAAGUGGAAAUGUUCCAUUAAUUAUAUUUUUGUACACAAUAAAAUACUAUGAAUGAGGGAAAAUUGUCGGGGAUAUCUUCAAUUAAAGAUGCUGACCCCGCAGCUUCUGUUGUCUA
Corythoichthys intestinalis (scribbled pipefish) is the source of this 1920-nucleotide messenger RNA. It is a transcript of the gene rbp7a, whose product is annotated as retinol binding protein 7a, cellular. Gene Ontology annotation, cellular component: cytosol; nucleus. Gene Ontology annotation, molecular function: nicotinate-nucleotide adenylyltransferase activity; fatty acid binding; nicotinamide-nucleotide adenylyltransferase activity. The record is from RefSeq and is a predicted model, not a curated record. The transcript has 8 exons. The coding region runs from base 288 to 1385 and encodes 365 amino acids. Gene Ontology annotation, biological process: fatty acid transport; NAD+ biosynthetic process. Lineage: Eukaryota; Metazoa; Chordata; Actinopteri; Syngnathiformes; Syngnathidae.